AUGACUAUGGACGGUAGGAAUGAGAACGAGGUUGCUGCCCAACUUGACAUCGGAGUGUAUCUCCACCGUGCUUCUGGAUUAGGGCACGACCUCAUCGUAUCGCUCUUGCUCAAGCAUGGCGCCGACCCCAACAUCGAUACUGACGGCGACGGUAUGACACCUCUCUUGUUGGCAUCUAAGGAAGGCCAUGUUCGUGUGGUCGUAGCCCUGCUAUCGGAUGCUCGGGUCGAUAUCGGACAACGACACGGCGAGGGUGGUCACUCGGCCCUUGACUUGGCGGCGAUUGGAGGGCAUGCCGAUGUCAUUUCGGCGAUUGUCGAGCGACAGUCGGACGUCCUUGACUCGGCGUCUGAUGAGACCGGGUUUUCCGCCUUACACCACGCCGCCAAUCACAACGCGGUGGAUUCCAUUGAUGCCCUCGUAAACGCUGGAGCGAACCUCGAGAAUCGAGACGCUAAAGGCUGCACACCCCUCCGUGUCGCCGCUGGUUGUGCGUCGGAGGCCGCCUUGCUAGCGCUACUUCGACACGGUGAUGACAAAGAGAGUACGGGGGUGGACGGGCUAACCCCACUGCAGGAUGCAAUGGAGAAUGAUCUCUGGGGAAUAGCAACUGCACUAAUGGCCGCCGGUGCGGAUGUCAAUGUUCGGGACGGGUCGAAUGGGUACUCCCCGCUAGACUGUUCCGUCCGGAGUGAUGGCAUGGACCUCACGCGCCAGGUGUUGCAGCGCGGCGCGAUUGCAACGGCGUCAGCUUCAGAUGGAUAUACAGCAUUGCACUGGGCGGGAUGGAACAUGAACGCAUCCGCCGUUGACCUCCUGGUGGAAGUCGGCGCAGACCUGGAGGCAAAGGUUGCACUGGAUGGAUGCACUCCGCUCCAUCUCGCUGCGCGGCAGGCCGGGAAUGCAGCUGUGAUCGAGGCCCUUGCAAGGCACGGUGCCGAUGUUCAUGCUCAAGAAACUCCUUCGGGGAACACACCUUUGCAUGUCGCUGCUCAAAACUGCACCAUCAAAUCUUCCUGGGAGACGGUGGACGCGCUGUUGAAGGCCGGGGCUGACGAGACUAGAUUGGAUUGUCAAGGCCAGACUCCCCUAGAUGUUCUCGAAGCCAGGAUUGCUGCUGGCGAUCUCAUGGGUGCGUCGGCGAACGAGGCCGAGCGUACCCGGAGCAUGCUGGGUGCGGCUGACUGUUGUCGACGACACUAA
This is a messenger RNA of Ectocarpus siliculosus, 1203 nucleotides long. Lineage: Eukaryota; Phaeophyceae; Ectocarpales; Ectocarpaceae. The record is from the annotation of a GenBank genome assembly.